Messenger RNA from Coregonus sp. 'balchen', 2490 nucleotides. NCBI's taxonomy places the organism in Eukaryota, Metazoa, Chordata, Actinopteri, Salmoniformes, Salmonidae. The record is from the annotation of a GenBank genome assembly.
AUGCCCGUCCUGAUGAGUCCAGAGAUCGCCUCCAAGUUUAAGGAGAAAUGGCUGAACCUCCAGCCGGAGCUUCUGGACACCGCAGCCGGCUCAGUGCACCUGGACGACAGCCUGACCAGCCUCCACUGGCUGCAGAACUUCUCCAUCCUCAGCGCUAACCAGGAAAGACCCACCUGCACUGGCUCCGGUUGCCCCUCACAUCAUUUUCUUUCCUACCACCCGCGCCUGUACCCCCGGGGAACCGAUUCCCCGUCUAGUCCUCCAGCGGGGGACACCGCCGCUACCGGGAUGCCUCUCUGCCUCGGGAGCCCCGUUACCUCUGGCAGUAACUCCACCGACGUGCGUUUGGUGAAUUACGCACACCACCAAACCACAACCUACCCUCACCAUGACCACCACAUCAAGGCGCAGAUCAUCCCACCGGAGGAGAUUGACUUUAAAACGAACCCCAAAGUCAAACCGCCUUAUUCCUACGCCUCUCUCAUCUGUAUGGCCAUGCAGGCCAGCAACAAGCCCAAGGUGACUCUGUCCACCAUCUAUAACUGGAUCACAGACAACUUCUGCUACUACAGACACGCAGAACCCAGCUGGCAGGUAAAUGACCCGGCUCUCCUCUGUCGCUCUAUUAUUUAUGAGCUAAAUGGCGACAGGGAGAGAAGAGAGAAGAGAGAAGAGAGAAGAGAGAGAGAGACACAGACAAGGGGGAGAAGAAGGGUUGCAGCAUGCAUACUAAACCUGUUGUUUUGUUGUAAGAAUAUUAAUACACUUAUAAAAAAUAUAUUUCAAACACAUUUAUCCUGUUAUUUAUUAUAACCAUCCAGUCUAACAGUAACUUAUACUGUAUUUUAUUAGAUCCUAGUGAUAUUCAUUUUGAUUCACAUUUUAAUUUACAUUUAUAAUUUAAAAAACCAAGAUGUCUCAAAUAAGAGUACAUCUCUGCUAUUUCUACCCUCCGAGAGAUCUUUGUCAGGCUUCUAUCUCAGGGGUCAGACACAAGUGCUCUACCGCUCUAGGGAGGGGGUUGUGUGUGUGGGUGUGUUUGUGUGUGUGUGUUAAUGAGGAUCCCUGUGAGAUCUCCCUUGGCAGCCAAGCACGGUUGAUCAUGUUUGAAAUGCAUAGAGCUCUACACUAGAAAGCCUCAUUAGGUACAUUUCCUAAACAAACAACAACAAUAACUCCUCCUCCCCCUUAGAUGCCUCUCUGUCUCUCUUUCGCUCUAUUUGACACACACACACACACACACACCCACACACAUUAUAUCAAAUUAUAUAUAUCACAUUCAACAUGGAUUUAACACAUUUGUUUCUUCUCCCCUUCUCCCCUCCCCCUCCCCUUCUCCCCCUCCCCUUCUCCCCUCCCCUUCUCCCCUCCCCUUCUCCCCUUCUCCCCUCCCCUUCUCCCCUCCCCUUCUCCCUCCCCUUCUCCCUCUCCCCCUCCUCCCCUCCCCUUCUCCCCCUCCCCCUCCCCCUCCCCUUCUCCCCUCCCCCCUUCUCCCCCUCCCCUUCUCCCUCCACCACCCCCCUCCCCUUCUCCCCCUCCCCUCCCCUUCUACCCUCCCCUCCCCCCUCCACUUCUCCCCUGCCCUUCUCCCCUCCCCCUCACCUUCUCCCCUCCCCUUCUCUCUCCCCUUAACAGAACUCUAUCCGCCAUAACCUCUCGCUCAACAAGUGCUUCAUGAAGGUGCCGCGGCAGAAGGAUGAACCAGGGAAAGGAGGCUUCUGGCAGAUCGACCCUCAGUACGCUGACAUGUUCGUUAACGGAGUCUUCAAGAGAAGGAGAAUGUCCUCCAACCUUUACAACACCAACAGGCAGAGCAAGGUCCUACACAACCAGGAAACUGGCUACCACAGAGGCACUCAGGGGAGCCAAGAUAGCUACCACUACCUAGGAGUUGGAGCCGGCAGCAAGCGUAAACAACCUUCUCCAAGGCAACACGGCAAGAUGGCGCAGACGCCCAAAUCCCCACUGUUAGCCACGGAGGCCCACAGCGCAGAUAUAGUUCUGAGGGGAGAUUUUGACCUGGCGUCUGUGUUUGACGACGUCCUCAGUGGAAACAGCAGUACGUUCGAAGACCUGGACAUCAACACUGCUCUGAGUUCCCUGGGCUGCUCUCUGGACCUGACCCUGCAGGGGAGGCACUCCGCUGGGCUGGGUAGGUGGUGUGGAGAGGGGGACAACCAGACCCAGACCCAGCAGACACACCACUCUUACGACUACAUGGAGCUGAGUGGCUCAGUGGGAUGUGACAGCAGUAACAUGGGGGACCUUCACGUUCAACAGCAGCAGCUGAGCCAGGAUCAGUUGUUACAGAGCCACCUGCACCAGUUCGAGGAGGUGACUCUGUUCCCAGAGCAGCAGGAGGUGCACCCCUGGGAGGAGAUGAAGGAUGAGGCGCAGGCCAUCCCUCUGACUCUGGAUCAGGGAUUUGGGCUGUGUGAAGGAUUCUUCUCAGAGAUACAACCCUGGGAGAGGGCUGAGGCCUACCUGUGA